Molecule: messenger RNA, 1860 nt
Organism: Anopheles nili
Lineage: Eukaryota; Metazoa; Arthropoda; Insecta; Diptera; Culicidae
Product: pupal cuticle protein 36-like
Exons: 7
Coding region: 1-1860 (619 amino acids)
Cellular component (GO): chitin-based extracellular matrix
Molecular function (GO): structural constituent of chitin-based larval cuticle
Source: RefSeq, a predicted model, not a curated record
AUGAGCCACUUUUCUGUCACGCUUGCGCUGGUGCUGGCGAUCGUGGUCUGUGCUACAGCUAAGCCACAGAACCAAUAUUCGCAGCAAAACUUUAACCGGAAUGCGGGCAAUUUCAACCGCAAUGCGGGAGUUGGCCAACAGCAGCAUCAACAGCAGCAACAUCAGCACCAGCAGCAUCAGCAUCAACAGCAGCAGCAGCAGCAGCAGCAACUUCAGUCUCAGCAACACUUUGCGCAUCAACGCCAAGCACAAGCCCUUCGAGCGCCUUUAUUACCACCUCACAACCCGAACCAAUUCAGCCAAAGAUUACAGCAACCCUUCCCGAACGCGAUCCGCCCGUUCGUACCCAUCACGUCCUACAGCAACGACGUCUCAUACGAUGGGACCUAUUCGUACGCGUACACGACCGGUGAUGGGCAGCAGCAACAGGCCCAGGGCUACCUGAAGAACGCUGGCCUGAAGGACCUCGAAGCCCAAUCCGUCCAAGGCUCGUACUCGUACACGUCCCCCGAAGGGCAGCUGAUUACGGUGACCUACAUCGCGGACGAGAACGGUUUCCGCGCCGAAGGAGCUCAUCUGCCUACGCCACCUCCGAUCCCGGAGGCGAUCCAGAAAUCGCUCGCCCUGAUCGCACAGACGCAACCGGUUUCGGCGCAGUUUAAUGCCGCCUACAACACGGGUCGGUUCAACCAGCAGGGCAGUAUUCCAUCGAUCCUGCUAGUGGCGUCGCUGGUGGCGGUGUGUUCGUGUGCGCGGCUUGACAACAACUACCUGCCGCCGCCGGGAGCGGCCUCUGCUGGAGGUGGUCCAGGACUGACGGCACCCGCGGCUGGUGGUCCUCGGCCUGGUGGUGGUGCUCCGGGUGGUUUUGGAGGUCCUGGAACGGCCCCGGGAGGCGGUGGUUUCGGUGGAGGUGCUGGUGGAGCGCCCUCUGGUGGUGGAUUUGGUGGUGCAGGACCCAGCGCCGGUGGAUUCGGUGGUCAAGCUCCACGACCGGGUGGUGCUGGAGGUGCUCCAGCAGGUGGACGUCCUGGAACGCCUGCUCCGGCUUAUGGCCCACCGUCGAGCGGAUUCGGUGGAGGUGCCCCGUCGUCCUUUGGUGGCGGUGCUCCAGCUCCUUCGGGUGGAUUCUCUUCGGGCGGUGCAGGAGGAUUCGGUGGUGGAGCUCCAGCACCUGCUCCGGCUGGUCCCAGCCAACCUCCGAUUGAGAUUAUUUCGUACGAAAACAUGAACAACGGCGAUGGAACGUACAAGUACAGCUACGAAACGGCCAACGGCAUUAAGGUACAGGAACAGGGAGAUAUCAAGAACAAGGGCUCCGACAACCCAAUCCCGAGUGUGCAAGGAUCUUACUCGUACACGGCCCCAGACGGACAGCUCAUCACCGUGACGUACAUCGCCGACGAAAACGGCUUCCAGCCACAGGGUGAUCAUUUGCCAACGCCACCUCCGAUCCCAGAGGAGAUCCGCAAGGGCCUUGAGGCGAUCGCGGCCGCUCAGGCUGCAGGAGGUGCCGGAGCGGGAGGUCCCAGUGGAGCCGGAGGAUACCCGGGAGGUGCCGGAAAGCCAUCUCAAGGCUACCCAGGCUCAGUGACCGGUUCGGGAGGAUAUCCUUCGGGUGGUGGAGCGGCCGGAUCCGCACCAGGAGCUCGUCCUGGUCAGCAGGGUGGCUAUCCGAGUGGGCCGGCUGGUGGUGGUGCGGCCGGAUAUCCGGCUGCCGGUGGACCAGGAGCAGCUCCCGGAGGUCCUGCAGGAUACCCAUCGGGUGGUCCGAGCUCGCCGGGCGCCUCUCGUCCCAGCGCGCCUGGAAGACCGUCCGGAAAUGGAUCGUUCAGUCCGCAGUCCGGUUACCAGUAUUAA